Molecule: messenger RNA, 2055 nt
Organism: Chenopodium quinoa (quinoa)
Lineage: Eukaryota; Viridiplantae; Streptophyta; Magnoliopsida; Caryophyllales; Amaranthaceae
Product: allene oxide synthase 3-like
Exons: 1
Coding region: 340-1854 (504 amino acids)
Biological process (GO): sterol metabolic process
Molecular function (GO): monooxygenase activity; iron ion binding; oxidoreductase activity, acting on paired donors, with incorporation or reduction of molecular oxygen
Source: RefSeq, a predicted model, not a curated record
UAGCUCUUACUACAUGUGACGUUUCAAAGAAGGCCUUGAACUACAAGAAUUUUGUGUGUUAGAUAAAUAUGCGUAGUUGACAUGUUUGCUACUAUGAGAGCUACCUUUGCUUUUCCUAGCACCUUAUUCGUUCAUUUUCACCCCUUGGCUUUAAUACUUUUCAACUUGAUAAAAUUUAUGUACUUGAUUUUUUUGUGGUAAAGGUGACAAGUAGUUGGCCAAUUUGGAAUUACUAUCCAGCGAAUUAGGUAGAACCCUAAACCCCCUGAAAAGAACUGAAGCGGUUAGAAAGAUUGUCAAUAAUGCGUGGUAAACAUAUAUUAUGGUCAUUACCAAUGUAUGCUAUAUAAUAGAUGUUCUAAUCUUACCAUUGUAUUAAAUUGCCCUUCCCUCACAAUGUCAUCUCCAUUUGUCUCCUCUUCUGUCCUCUCAUCAUCACCAUCCUCAGAUCUUCCUCUAUGUGAUAUCCCUGGAAGUUAUGGUCUGCCCUUCUUUGGAGCAAUUAAAGAUCGGUGGGACUUUUUUUACCUCCAAGGACGAGACCAAUUUUUCAGGUCUCGCAUGGAGAAUUACAAGUCCACAGUUUUUCGAGCAAACAUGCCUCCCGGUCCUUGGAUAUCCCCUGACCCACGCGUUAUUGUUCUUCUGGAUGCCAAAAGCUUUUUAGUUCUCUUUGAUAAUUCCAAGGUUGAAAAACGUGAUCUUUUUACUGGAACUUACAUGCCAUCCACCUCCUACACCGGGGGUUAUCGUGUAUGCCCCUAUUUGGACCCAAGUGAGCCUGAGCAUGGAUCUCUUAAGGCCCUGCUAUUCUCUUUCCUUGCCUCCAAGCAUGAGGAGUUCAUCCCUCUCUUUCAGAGCUGUAUGAAAGGCCUGUUCUCUGGUCUUGAGGAUCAGCUGAGAGACACAGGCCGGGCCGGGUUUGAGCAGCUCAAUGAUGUAAUAUCUCUUGAAUUUGUUUUCAAGCUGUUUUGUGAUGGCAAGAGCCCUUCAGACACCAAAUUAGAGUCCAAUGGGGCUAUUAUGCUCAAGAAGUGGCUACUUGGCCAAAUAGGACCUGUGGGUUCUUUGGGAUUGCCCAAGUUAUUAUAUCCAAUCGAUGAUUUCAUAAUGCAUUCUGUUGGAAUACCUUUUCUCUUGGUGAAAGGUGACUAUAGAAAGUUGUAUGAUUCAUUUUACUCCUCAGCAAUAUCAUUCUUAAACAAAGCAGAAAGUUUUGGUUUAAGUAGAGAGGAGGCAUGUCAUAACUUAGUUUUCAUUGCUGGAUUCAAUUCAUUCGGAGGGUUUACAACAUGGUUUCCGUCAAUGAUGAAAUGGGUUGCAUCAGCAGGGGAGAGCCUACAUCGCGAGCUAGCUAAGGAGAUCAGGACCAUUGUGAAGUCUGAGGGUGGGGUCACUCUGAAUGCCAUCAACAAGAUGGCAUUGACCAAGUCUGUGGUUUACGAGGGUCUAAGGAUUGACCCUCCUGUACCAUACCAGUACGGGCGGGCUAAGGAUGAUUUGGUGAUCCAAAGCCAUGACGCUUCAUUUAAGAUUAAGAAAGGGGAGAUGAUCUUUGGGUUCCAGCCGUUCGCUACAAAAGAUCCAAAGAUCUUUGACGAUCCUGAGAAGUUUGUAGCAAAUAGAUUCGUAGGGGAAGAAGGAGAAAGGCUGGCUAAGUACGUGUUAUGGUCGAAUGGAAAAGGGACUGAUAAUCCGAUGGUAGAUGAUAAGCAGUGUCCUGGUAAGAAUCUGGUGGAGCUUAUGUCUAAAGUGUUCCUGGUGGAAUUCUUCUUACAGUAUGAUACAUUUUCUGUUGAUGCCUCUAAAACCACCCUAACGUUCUUGUCCUUGAAGAAAGCCACCAGCACUUGAUGUUCAAGAAACAAUGAUGUCUUAUCAUCGUUUAUUUUGUUCAAUCUUCUUUUUUUUUUUUUUUUUUGUUUUUUUUUUUUUUUUUUAAUGUACUUUAUGUGAAGUUAUACAUGGAUAGUUUACUACCAUUUGUCUUAAAAAAAAUCUAUGAAUUUGCUAGCACAAGUAAUAAUUAUGAAAUAAAAUGGUGCUUUUUUCUGA